Molecule: messenger RNA, 3872 nt
Organism: Ruditapes philippinarum (Manila clam)
Lineage: Eukaryota; Metazoa; Mollusca; Bivalvia; Venerida; Veneridae
Product: receptor-type tyrosine-protein phosphatase epsilon-like
Exons: 28
Coding region: 255-3707 (1150 amino acids)
Biological process (GO): protein dephosphorylation
Molecular function (GO): protein tyrosine phosphatase activity
Source: RefSeq, a predicted model, not a curated record
GGAGAUAGUCGCAAUCCGGCACGUUUUGCUAUAGAUGGUGUUACAGGUACAUGUAGUAGGGCUAUCACAACAUCAUCAGAACAAUUAUGGUGGAGGGUCGAGCUACAUUACGAGCUUUAUAUAAUUGGCCUUGUUCUCAUUAUACCAGAUUCAGUAACAGAGAAGUAUAGAGGUUUUACCAUUGAGAUAGGAAACGGCACGGAUGUAAAAGACUUAUGUUAUCAACAUGGAACUGACAGUAACGGAAGUAGAAAAUGACAAUCUACUGUGAAAAAGAGAUGAUUGGUAAUGUGGUGGAAAUUAAACUCGCUAAAAAUGUAGACACGCUAAAUCUAUGUGAGGUUAAAAUAUUUGGAGGUCGACAUUUAUCGUUUAACAAACAAACAUUGCCAAAAGAAACAUUACACUGGGAAGGAUUUUGGAAUUCAUCGUAUGCAGUAGAUGGAAGACAAAUGCGUCAGGGUGAAAACCAAGAUGUUGAAUCUGAAAGAACAUGCAUGGCAACUAAACAAACAAAAUCAAAGACAACACAUCAAUGGAGUGUUAACUUGGACACUGAGUAUCUUAUACAAGGGAUACAUUUCUUUGGUCGUUACGGCCAAUUAGCUCAGUCUAUGUCGUACGAGAUAUAUGUGCACGGGAACUACACUUUGUCACAUGAGCCUGUAUUCACUGACAUCCCGGCGGGUAAUCACAUAGGAGACUAUAAUCCGAAAUCUGUAAACUUCACGAAUCCAGUCUUUGGCUUGGAGAUACAAGUACAAAGAAGAAAUGCAAGAAUUCUUGUUAUAUGUGAAUUAGAAGUAUUUGGAGAAUGUCCUCUUGGAAAGUGUGGUUGGGAUUGCGAAAAGGUUUGCAUGUGUAAAAGUCAGACAACUGGGUUUGCAAAGAUUGAAGGAUGGUGUCCAUAUGGAUGUAAAGGUAGAUGGAGUGGACAUAACGGAACAUGUAAUAUUGAGUGUUCCAACACACAAUGGGGUCCAAAAUGCAAUAAGACAUGUGGUAAAUGUAAGAACAACGACUAUUGCAAUGCUUCGGAUGGGGCAUGUCCGAAUUCAUGUGAACCUGGCUGGAUCCCGCCUCUAUGUAUACAAGAAUGUAACAACAACACUUACGGCGACGAUUGCAAUUUCACAUGUGGACAUUGUAAGCAUGACCUUGCAUGUAACAAACAAAACGGCGAGUGCACUGACGGGUGUAGCCCUGGAUAUAAACAACCACUCUGUAAUCAAGAAUGUGAUCCACAUUGGUAUGGUAAAAACUGUAGUGAAAGCUGUGGAAAAUGUCAUGGAGGAGACAGUUGUGAUCACGUGACCGGAUAUUGUCCUGCUGAUUGUGAUGCAGGAUAUCAGGGCCAAAAUUGUCAGUCAUUUUGUUCUUCGCAAUUUUACGGUAUGAACUGUUCUAAAACAUGUGGAAGUUGUGCCAAUAGCGAAACAUGCGAUCCGAUAAACGGAGAAUGCCAAAAUGGAUGCAGUCCAGGAUGGAUAACCAUAAUGUGCAAUAAGAAAUGUGAUCCACAUUGGUAUGGUAAAAACUGUAGUGAAAGCUGUGGAAAAUGUCAUGGAGGAGACAGUUGUGAUCACGUGACCGGAUAUUGUCCUGCUGACUGUGAUGCAGGAUAUAAAGGACAAGACUGUCAAUCAAUCAUUGAUACGAAAGAACAAGGUGAUGCGCGUUCACCAACAGGAAUCAUUGUCGGCGCUGUGAUUGCAGUCUCGAUUAUUUUGAUCAUAAUCCUGGCUUGUUUUAUCUACAAGUACAAAUCAAAUAGGAACGCAGGCAUGUCUGAUAAAAGAACACAGCCAAUGCUGACAAAUGAAAGCAUUGAAGUAAACGAUGAAAUAGUGACUAGUAAAAAGAAAAAUGGUGAAGCGAAGCUAGUCGCACAAAAUCAACCUGAUGACUUAGGUACUGGGAAGAAAGAGAAGAAAGAAAGUGCAAUCAAGUUAUCGUCUUUCCGAACAUACAGUAAACAGGUUAAAAGUGAACCGACAAAACUUUACGAUGAGUUCAACGAGUUACCAUAUGGCCUGAAGCAUGAUGCGUCAGAAGCUGAAGCUGUUGAACACAAGCCUAAAAACAGAUAUAAAGAUAUGUAUCCCUACAACGCUAACAGGGUUAUUCUCCCUAAAAUUGAAGAGAAGCCCGAGUCUACUUACAUCAACGCAAGUUAUAUUGAUGGAUACCACUUCCCUAGAAAAUAUAUCGCUGCUCAAGGAGCCUUAAAAACGACAGUGAACGACAUGUGGAGAAUGAUGUGGUCACAAGAUGCGAAUGUGAUAAUCAUGCUGACAAACUGUAUUGAAAUAGGGAAAAUAAAGUGUGUUCAGUACUGGCCGGAGAGUGGCACCGAGACAUACGGCGAUAUACAAGUUGAACUUGUCUCUGUCGAGGAAUAUAGUGAUUUUAAAAUUAGAAUGUUCCUUGCUACUGAGACUGACUCUGGAGAACAUCGGUCCAUUGUCCAGUUUCACUAUACUGCCUGGCCGGACAAAUCAGUACCAGACUCCGCUCUGUCACUUGUACAGUUCUGGCGAAAAGUAAGAGGUCAUGAAAAGGCUGAUAAGUUUCCGUGGGUAGUCCAUUGCAGUGCAGGGGUAGGUAGAACAGGUACUUUCAUCGCGUUAGAUUACCUCUACGAUCAGGGUAAAUCCAAGAAUGUAGUAGAUGUUAAAGACUGCGUUAACACACUACGAAAACAGCGACUGAACAUGGUACAAACUAAGGAACAAUACUUGUAUCUUUGCGAGGCUGGAGCGGAGUCCCUUACUCCUAUUGGAGCUGUUCACAGAAAAGAGGAAUUCUUAGCCAUAUGCACAGAACUAAUAAGUGCAACCGGGAGCCAUGCUUUGCGAGCAGAAUUUGACAGCAUAAAUGAUGACACUGACAUAGACACUGAAACUGUAGAAGCAUUAUAUAAUAACACACAAGACCCUGUCGAAAAACAACGUAAUUUAAGCGCAUUUCGGGAGGAAAAUAUUCCAAAGUCAAGGGAUAUCACAAUUGUACCAGAUGAUUUACAUCGUCCAAUGUUAACACUGGCUGUGAAGGGUAGAAAUGACUUCAUUAAUGCGGUUUUUGUUUCAACCUAUAGGAAAACGGAUCGCAUGAUCUUAACGCAGUUUCCAUUAAAAGAUACAGUUGUUGACUUUGUUAGAAUGAUUUGGCAGCUGGAUAUAAAAACGUUGGUCUUACUAGAAGAUACUGUUACUGCGGAAGGCGUUUAUUGGCCAACAACUGAGGUUCCAAGGGCAAUCUCACCAUUCAAGGUGAUUCUCCUGAAUGACGUCAGACAUGAGUAUUGUACAAUUAGGACUAUCAGAUAUUCUUUCCUUCAAAACGACAAUGAACAGCAAAAGGAUGUUAAAAUGUUCCAUUUUCGAGCAUGGCCAAGUUUUGAAAAAACACCAGAGAGUACAUCGUCAUUUAUUCAACUGAUGUCCGAAAUAGAGCGGAUCGAUGAGAAAAGUAGUCCGUUGGUUAUACAAUGCCUAGACGGUGCUGCAAAGAGUGGGCUGCUAUGUCUUGUGCUCAGUGUUCUGGAAAGAAUGAAAACGGACGGCGACAUUGCGAUUGCGGAAACUUUACGAAUGAUUCGACUUAGAAGAAAACAAAUGAUCGGCAAUUUUGAGCAGUAUAAGUUUUGCCAUGAAAUUGUGCGGUCAUACAUCGAGACACAUGAUGUAUAUGCAAAUGUGCUGUAAUCAUGAUAACUAAAAAUAGACUACACUAUAAACAAUUCACUCCUUUUACCUAGUAUGUGUUUGCAUGAACGAAACAUAUCAAUGAGAACUAUUGACAUAUGAGCCGUGUCACGACAAAACCAACGUUAUGCGUUUGCGACCAGCAUCGAUCCAGACCGGAUGCAC